UUUCGAUGAUGAGGGCAACCCUAGACUUUCAUGCUUUGGAUUAAUGAAGAACAGUAGAGAUGGAAAAAGUUACAGCACGAACUUGGCAUUUACCCCUCCAGAGUAUUUGAGGACAGGAAGAGUAACACCAGAAAGUGUAAUUUAUAGUUUUGGCACCCUUCUGCUUGAUCUUCUCAGUGGAAAACAUAUUCUUCCAAGUCACGCGCUGGACCUUAUACGUGACAGGAACAUCCAGAUGCUAAUAGAUUCUUGUUUGGAAGAUCAAUUUUCAAAUGAGGAUGGGACUGAGUUAGUAGGUUUAGCAUCUCGAUGUCUGCAAUAUGAGCCCCGUGAACGGCCAAAUCCAAAGUCAUUACUUUCUGCAAUAAUUCCUCUUCAAAGGGAUGCUGAGGUUCCUUCUCAUGUACUAAUGGGCAUCCGUAAUGGUGCUGAUGUCGUACCUCUGACACCGCUUGGGGAAUUCUGCUUAAGAAUGGAUUUGACUGCCAUUCAUGAGGUUUUAGAGAAGCUUGGAUAUAAAGAUGAUGAGGGUGUUGCCACUGAGCUUUCAUUCCAGAUGUGGACCAACCAGAUGCGGGAAACAUUGACGUCGAAGAAAAAGGGUGAUGCUGCUUUUAGGCAUAAAGAUUUUACUGCUGCCAUCGAAUGCAAUACCCAGUUCAUUGAUGUUGGAACCAUGGUUUCCCCAACAGUUUAUGCACGACGCAUUUUGUCGUACCUCAUGAAUGACAUGCCCCAAAAAACCCUCAAUGAUGCUAUGCAAGCACAAAUAGUAUCUCCAGUUUGGCAUGUUGCAUCGUACUUGCAAGCUGCUGCUCUAUUAGCUCUAGAGAAUGAGGACGAGGCACAAGUCGCUCUCAAGGAGGGUACCGUGAUUGAAAAUAAGAAGAACGCUGACGCUACUUCUUGACCACAAUCGAAGCUAAAUAAGUCGCCUCGCCAAUCAACCUGAAGAUGACCUUCCAUUGACAAAGCUCUCAAUUUCCAGGUAAGAAAGA
Hibiscus syriacus is the source of this 998-nucleotide messenger RNA. RefSeq names its product serine/threonine-protein kinase BSK7-like. Gene Ontology annotation, molecular function: ATP binding; protein kinase activity; protein binding. The record is from RefSeq and is a predicted model, not a curated record. NCBI's taxonomy places the organism in Eukaryota, Viridiplantae, Streptophyta, Magnoliopsida, Malvales, Malvaceae. The transcript is spliced from 7 exons. The coding region runs from base 44 to 910 and encodes 288 amino acids. Gene Ontology annotation, biological process: brassinosteroid mediated signaling pathway; protein phosphorylation.